This is a messenger RNA of Eptesicus fuscus (big brown bat), 1007 nucleotides long. RefSeq names its product cytoplasmic tRNA 2-thiolation protein 1-like. The record is from RefSeq and is a predicted model, not a curated record. Gene Ontology annotation, molecular function: tRNA binding. Lineage: Eukaryota; Metazoa; Chordata; Mammalia; Chiroptera; Vespertilionidae. Gene Ontology annotation, biological process: tRNA wobble position uridine thiolation. Gene Ontology annotation, cellular component: cytosolic tRNA wobble base thiouridylase complex; mitochondrion.
UGCGAGCCUGGACCUACCAGCGCGGGUUCUGCUCUGACCAGGAGAAGCGGACCCCUUUCACCCAUCCAGACCCCGCGAUGCCGGCCCCGCAGUGCGCCUCCUGCCACAAGGCCCACGCCGCCCUCCGCCCGCGCUCCGGCUUCUGCGCCGCCUUCAAGGCCAAGGUGCUGCACACUGUGGUCGCGGGCCACCUGCUGCGAGCCGUGGGGCGCCAGGCGGCGCGCUGGGAGCUGCCGCUCACCGUCGUGGCCUACGCUGACCUCUUCGGGGGCAGGACGAUGGACGCUGUGGCCCGCAGCACGGCCACCGGCCGCAGCCGCUCCUGCUGCACCUUCUGCGGGGUGCUGCGGCGGCGGGCGCUGGAGGAAGGGGCUCGCCUCGUGGGAGCCACGCACGUAGUGCCCGGCCACAACGCGGACGACAUGGCGGAGACGGUGCUCAUGAACUUCCUGCGGGGCGACGCGGGCCGGCUGGCCCGGGGCGGGGGCCUGGGCUCCCCGGGCGAGGGGGGCGCCCUGCCGCGCUGCCGCCCGCUGCAGCUGGCCUCGCAGAAGGAGGUGGUGCUGUACGCGCACUUCCGCCGCCUGGACUACUUCUCCGAGGAGUGCGUGUACGCGCCCGAGGCCUUCCGCGGCCACGCGCGCGACCUGCUCAAGCUGCUGGAGGCGGCGCGGCCGUCGGCGGUGCUGGACCUGGUGCACUCGGCCGAGCGCCUGGCGCUGGCCCCGGCCGCCCGGCCCCCGCCCGCCGGCGCCUGCUCCCGCUGCGGGGCGCUGGCCAGCCGCGCGCUCUGCCAGGCCUGCGCCCUCCUGGACGGCCUGGACCGCGGCCGGCCCCGCCUGGCCAUCGGCAAGGGCCGCCGGGGGCGGGACGAGGUGGGGCCGGCGGGGACUCCGCAGGAGCGGGAGCGGGUCCAACCCCCAGCCCGGGAAGCCGUUCCCGCUGUUCCCACCUUCUAGGGACCCCAGUUCCCCAUUGGGGCGCCUGUAAAUGACACUGUGAAUAAA